Molecule: messenger RNA, 992 nt
Organism: Tripterygium wilfordii
Lineage: Eukaryota; Viridiplantae; Streptophyta; Magnoliopsida; Celastrales; Celastraceae
Product: reticulon-like protein B8
Exons: 6
Coding region: 108-845 (245 amino acids)
Source: RefSeq, a predicted model, not a curated record
CCACUGACCUCACGUGGGCUAUCGUAUACACCAACCACUAUCUCCUUCUCUUCUCGUAGAAUUUGAUUCCUCUCCGCUUCAACUCUGUAUCUUCCCUUCCUGUAGCAAUGUCUGAGAAAAUAACAGCCGAGAGCUUACUGAACAACCUGGUAGAAACCAUUGCCGACAAUGUUCCAAAGCAGAAAUCUGUAUCAUUUUUUGAAGACGAAAAUGUCUCAUCUCGUUUCAAUAGACUUUUUGGGCGCCAGAAGCCUGUACACCAUCUUUUAGGGGGUGGAAAAUCUGCUGAUGUUCUAUUGUGGAGGAACAAGAAAAUUUCAGCUAGUGUUCUAACUGGGGCAACAGCUAUCUGGGUGCUUUUUGAAUGGCUAAAUUACAAUUUUCUGACCCUUGUAUGCUUUGCUUUGGUUUUUGGUUUGCUUGCUCAGUUUGUUUGGAUAAGCGCUUCAGGUCUAUUAAACAGGUCACCAUCUAAAGUCCCUCGCCUUGUUUUGCCUGAUGAGAUAUUUGCCAACAUUGGCAUAGCAGUUGGCACUGAAGUUAACAGAGGUUUGCGAUUUCUUCAGGAUGUGGCCUGUGGAGGAAACUUGAAACAUUUUCUUGUGGCUUUAGGAAGCUUAUGGGUGGCCGCUGUGAUUGGAAGCUGGUGCAAUUUUCUGACUGUUCUGUACAUUGGUUUUGUCGCUGCGCAUACGUUACCGGUCCUGUAUGAGAAGCAUGAAGAUCAAGUCGAUGACUUUGCAUACAAGGUCUUUGACCAGCUUCGGCAUAACUAUCGGAAGCUGGAUGCCAGUGUCCUAAGUAAGAUUCCCAAGGGAAAGCUCAAGGGGAAGAAGCAUGAGUAGAUUAAUCAUGUAGUGUAGUAAUGUAGUAUAUAGAAUUUGAUGGAUUGCCUUGGUCAAAUCAAAACUUUUAGUUAAUUGAGACUAAAAGCAAACAGUUUAUUGUCAUUUGGUAUGAAUUUCAAAUCUGUCACAAUACUCAACUUAAGG